CGGCGCUCGACGGCUGGCCCCGGGCGCCAGGGACCCCUGCUGUGAGGCAGUUAGGCGGGAAAGGGGGCACCGUGGAGCUGGCGAGUCCUGGCAGGAGAAGUGGCCAGCAAAGUCCUCGCCUGUCCCGGGGUCCCUGGAGCGCAAGCAGCAGUCGCGCCGCCUUUCUGCACGCGGUGCCCCAGGAUCCGCGUGGGGUUGCAAGUGGAGGAGAGCGCUGAGGUCGCCGACACCGCCUCCUGGGAACGUGGGAUUUGCUCCUUUGGACGUGUGGCAGCCCUUUCCUUCAGCACUGGGGUUCCUGACGGGGGACUCGGGUCGCCGCGAGUCGCGCCGAGCGUUGGCAGUUGAGACUUCGCCGAGUGCCCCGGCUGCGCGCGUUACCUGUUGGACACCGGUGCGGCGAGCCUGUCUCCUGUGGGCAUGUUUCAAGUGACCAGGUCCAGCAUCCCCAAAACCGCCCCCCGGAACCUGGAGGACUUGGACUCAGUGCAGCGCGUGUUGCUACACAGUGAUCUUGAACCUGAGUGGCUUGACAGUGUGCAGAAAAAUGGGGAGCUGUUUUAUUUGGAAUUGAGUGAGGAUGAGGAAGAAACCCUCCUUCCCGAGUCACCGACGGUGAACCACGUGCGGUUCAGUGAAAAUGAGAUCAUUAUCGAAGAGGAUGAUUACAAAGAAAGAAAAAAGUACGAACCCAAACUCAAGCGGUUUACCAAAAUCCUGAAGAGUAAAAGGCUUUUACCCAAGCGAUACAAUAAAAAGAACAGCAAAGACAACAGGCCAGUGUCCAUCCUCAAGCAUCAGUCUAAUCAGAAGACAGGAGUCGUGGUCCAGCAGCAGUACAAAGAUGUGAAUGUGUACGUCAACCCCAGAAAGCUGACUGUUGUCAAAGCCAAAGAGCAGCUCAAACUGCUGGAAGUGCUGCUUGGGAUAAUCCAUCAGACCAAACGGAGCUGGAGAAAGACUGGGAAACAGAGUGAGGCAGAGAGGCUGGCAGUACAUGGCCUACUGCCAGGAGGAGCUGCCAUCAAGAGCGGGCAGGUGCUGAUUGGCGAUGUCCUCGUUGCUGUGAAUGAUGUUGACGUCACCUCUGAAAACAUAGAGAGAGUUCUGUCUUGCAUUCCUGGACCCAUGCAGGAACUCCAUCACUUGAGCCCUCACUGCUGCCUUCCAGGGUUUGCAGUAGUAGGAAGCUGGAGUCAGGAGCCAGAGAUGGAUAUCAAACUCAGUGCCAUCUGGGAUGUGAAACUAACGUUUGAAAACGCAUAUGCUGUGAAGAAGGAAACUGACCAGCCGAGACAGAAAAAGGCACAGUCAAACACAAAUGAUUUAGUGCAGCUUCUGUGGGGAGAUGCGGCUGACGGUGCACAGCAGGAGGUCCUGAAUACCCCACAUAUCGUUAUGUAUCUCACACUUCAACUAGACUCGGAAGCAUCUAAGGAAGAGCAAGAGAUUCUUUAUCAUUAUCCAAUGUCGGAAGCAUCUCAGAAACUUAAAAGUGUAAGAGGAAUUUUUCUCACCCUCUCUGACAUGUUGGAAAAUGUAACUGGAACACAAGUUACCAGCUCAUCUCUCCUGCUAAAUGUGAAACAAGUUCACGUAGCUUAUUGGAAAGAAUCUGACAAGUUGUUGCUAAUUGGCCUGCCUGCUGAAGAUGUUCCGCUUCCUCAGCUAAGGAACCUGAUGGAAGAUGUCGCCCGAACCUUGAAGUUUAUGUAUGGAUCUUUGGAUGGUGCCUUUUGCCAGACUGAGAAUGUUCCUCGCUUGGAUCAUUUUUUUAGUUUGCUCUUUCAAAGAACACUUCAGCCUGCUAAACUACAUUCCAUCCCUGGUUCCAGUGCCCAGCAAUAUGACGCCUCCAGUGCCGUACUUUUAGACAAUCUGCCUGGAGUUCGAUGGCUCACACUUCCACAGGAAAUCAAGGUGGAAUUAGACACAGCAUUGAGUGACUUAGAGGCUGCAGAUUUUGCAGAACUGUCUGAGGAUUACUAUGACAUGAGGAGGCUGUAUACAAUUUUGGGAUCUUCUUUAUUUUACAAGGGUUAUUUGAUAUGCAGUCAUUUGCCUAAGGAUGAUCUUAUUGAUAUUGCUGUAUAUUGUCGCCACUAUUGCCUGCUGCCUUUAGCAGCAAAACAGAGAAUUGGUCAGUUGAUAAUAUGGAGAGAAGUGUUUCCUCAAUAUCACCUCCACCCUCCUGCAGACUCCAACACUGAAGUCUUUCAGGAACCUGAAGGGAGAUAUUUUUUGCUCAUCAUUGGCUUGAAACAUUAUAUGUUAUGUGUGCUAUUAGAAGCAGGAGGCUGUGCAUCCAAAGCUAUUGGGAAUCCUGGACCGGACUGUAUAUAUGUGGAUCAGGUCAAAACAACCCUUCAGCAGCUGCAAGGAGUUGAUUUGCGCAUCGAGGAACACCUACUGUCUUCCUCCGGGCCCUGCUUGUCUUGCGCUGACUGGUUCCUCGCCGGAUCUGGUGAAAAAACAGACACUUUGACCACUUCACCUAUCCUCAGUAGGUUACCGGUUUCUUCUAAAGUUACAACCUCUCCAACCUGCAGAAGAUCCCUGUUUGGUGACUAUUCGUUAAAGACACGUAAGCCCAGUCCUUCCCGAAGCAGUGGACGACCUGACGAUGGUUGUGAAGAUGGAGAAAGUACUGGCAUUAGCCCUCAUACCACACCAGAUGCAGUGCGGAAGCAAAGGCAGUGUCAAGGCUCUGAUGGCUCAGAAGAAAGUGGGGCUUUGCUUAAGAUCACUAAGAAAAAGUCUACUCUUCCAAAUCCACUUUCUUUGGGAAACACGAGAAAGGAUCUUUCCAAAAAGGAAUUGGAAAUACAUAACACAAUGAAAUUGACAUCUGGUCCUGAGAAUACACUUUUCCACUAUGUUGCCUUAGAAACAGUGCAAGGAAUCUUUAUUACUCCUACCCAUGAAGAGGUGGCACAGCUAAGUGGUUCUAUCCAUCCUCAGCUAAUCAAGAAUUUCCAUCAGUGUUGCCUUUCCAUUCGUGCCAUUUUCCAACAGACAAUGGUGAAAGAGAAAAAGAAAGCCCUAGAUGAUGGAGAUCACUCAGCCUCUACAUACUCAGUGUCUUCUCUUAACCCUGUGAAAGAACAUGGUGUGUUGUUUGAAUGCUCACCCGAAAACUGGACUGAUCAGAAAAAGGCACCACCAGUUAUGUCUUACUGGGUAGUAGGGAGACUGUUUCUUCAUCCAAAACCUCAAGAACUGUACGUCUGUUUUCAUGACUCAGUCACGGAAAUUGCCGUUGAAAUGGCAUUUAAAUUAUUCUUUGGAUUAACCUUGUAGCUGUGUUUUUUUGAUUCAUGGCAGCCCAUGCGAGCAUCAGUGUCAUACCUGAAACAGCAGAGACAUGCAGUUUUGUUUAUUACUGUUCAAUACUGAACAUACUGUUGUUAAAUAUUUAGAUGAAAUGCUGUUUGAUUUCAUAAAUCUUGUAUAGUAUUUUGAGACUUUUGGGAAAAUAUUUGAUUGAUAUAUGAAAAGAGAUAGUUAACUUAUUUCCAUGUGGUUAUAUAAUGUUAAUUUAUUGACUAAUUUGAAAUAAUGUGAAGUGUUUUAUAUAAAAGUAAUACAGGAAAUGUUUAUUUUGAAAACACACCCAAUUCAUUGUUUGUUUUUCUCAAAACAAAUAUUGGAAUCUAAUGAAAGAAUUAUGAAAAAGAAGGGAAGUGGCCAGGUUCUAUAAUUAAUUAAUGCUAGAACUUUGGCAAGCCUUGGUACUGUUCAAGCUUAGUUUCAUGUACAAAGGAAAUGACUGCAUUGAUGUUUUAAAAUCUAGCGAGUAAAAUGUGAUGCUUCUGCCCUUCCUGCCUGUUGGUUGGUCCCUAGAUUCGUAGCAUCCAAGUACUGAUUCCUUGUCAGUUCAAACAUUUUCAUUAGUUCAAGUACUUCAAUCAUACCUCUCUGUGGGAACAAAGAGGAAGAAUAAAAAUUAAACUUACUUUUUUUUUAUUCUUUCUGGUGAGCUCAUUUUGACUAAGAUAUAUGUAUUUUUUUAACUGUUGAUAAGCUUUCAGUGUUUCUGUUCAAAUAGAUUCAGGUAUAUAAACAUUUCAGACAGUUUAUGAAUUUCAGGAAAAUUGUGUAUAAUUUUUAAAAAUCCCGUUAAAAACACUGGCUCAUGAAAUUGUAUGGUGACUUCUUUUGUAGGAUACUAACAUUUGUCUUAUGAAUAGGAAUCAAUGUGCAUUUGAUUUUCCCAAAUGGGCAACACUUCAGUGAAAGUGGCCCUAUUCUUUAGGAGGAGCCUGUGGUCUGGAGAUUUUCUUUGUGAGCCUUUGACAGAUUGAGAGAAAAGAGAAACACAACAAGUACUGCUCAUUGGAUUCUUCUCGUGCUUCACGUGUUUCCAGGACUUUAUAAUACUAGAUUGUUUCCUCUUCAGGACUUAAGCUUUGCAAGACAAGUCCCCAGCACAUGUGAAACCAGUGUCUGUGUUUGCUCUACCUCACAUGGAAGCACUCCAGCAGAGAGAACUGACUGCAAAAUUAGCUGCAUCGUUUGAGCCAUUUGAUCUUAGAAGGAACACCUGUAAUCCCAGUCUUCAGAUGAACAGAUUUUUACCUAGACAUUUAAGAUGCAAACUGCUACACGUAUGUCCCAUAAGAGACUUGUGGGCCUGGAUUUUAGCAUUCAAACCUUGGCUCUUGAAAUGCUGUAGUGUAGCUUGACAAACUCUCCUUUAAGGAGCACAAUACUGAGUCACACAGUAGACUGUUUAACUGCUGUUCUAGGCUUGCCUGUGCACACAUGUAUGUAUUAAUAUAAGUUGGAAGUAUUUAUUGAAUAUCUCAAAGCUCCAGGUAUGCUCCCCCUUCAAAAACCCCAGGAAUAUCUCAGUACUAGGAAUCAUUAAUUAAUGCAGCUACUGAUUACCUCAGGUUUUCAGACUGAACUGAGACUUGGGAUUCUAUCUUGGGGGACUUAUAAAUUUCCAUUGAGCAAAAUGUUGAUCUGCUUAACUGGUUUCUCAUUGUUGAAGAAUCAUGAAGCCACUGCUUGGUAACUGAGAUAAAAAUGCAAAGCAGACUGCUGAUAUUAAUAAAAAAAAAAACUCGCUCACUAUUUUUGUAGCUGUUACUGUAAUUUCUGUGUUGCAGAGGCUCUGCAUUUGUAGGAGUACAACCAGACACUGUUUUACAUCUUUAAGUGGGUACUGAAGUAGGCAGUGUAUAUAUACUUAGAAGCCCAUUUUCCCAGGUAUGUCCAGAUUCACAUUGAAAAGUAGAUCCAGCUGAUUAUUGGGCAAAUGUCUGCCGGUUAGGUAAACAAAGGGGG
Messenger RNA from Ochotona princeps (American pika), 5292 nucleotides. It is a transcript of the gene INTU, whose product is annotated as inturned planar cell polarity protein. Lineage: Eukaryota; Metazoa; Chordata; Mammalia; Lagomorpha; Ochotonidae. The record is from RefSeq and is a predicted model, not a curated record. The transcript is spliced from 18 exons. Gene Ontology annotation, biological process: establishment of planar polarity; cilium assembly; nervous system development. Bases 421 to 3300 code for a protein of 959 amino acids. Gene Ontology annotation, cellular component: cytoplasm; cilium. Gene Ontology annotation, molecular function: protein binding.